Leptinotarsa decemlineata (Colorado potato beetle) is the source of this 1192-nucleotide messenger RNA. Its product is annotated as sensory neuron membrane protein 2. Gene Ontology annotation, cellular component: cytoplasm; membrane. The record is from RefSeq and is a predicted model, not a curated record. NCBI's taxonomy places the organism in Eukaryota, Metazoa, Arthropoda, Insecta, Coleoptera, Chrysomelidae. Gene Ontology annotation, molecular function: scavenger receptor activity.
AUGAAAGUUCUCAAAGAAAACACCGAUCAAUGGGACAUGUUUAUGAAAACACCGUUUCCAUUCACCUUCAAAGUUUACAUGUUUGAUGUUCAAAAUCCUGAUGAAAUUUUGCAAGGCGCCAAACCUAUUGUGAGAGAAACUGGACCGUUCGUCUAUAAAGUAUACAAAUGGAAAUCCGAUAUCAAAUGGGAUACUCCUGACGACAUAUCAUAUUACUCAUACAUGAGGUAUGAAUUUGAUGAAGAAGCUUCUGGAGUUUACACGGAUGAUUUGAAAGUUACCAUUUUCAAUACAGCCUAUUACGGAAUGAUUCAAAAAAUUGAAGAUAUUCAGCCAGAAGCACUUCCUAUGGUGGAAGGAGUUCUUCCAUCAGUUUUUGGUGAAAAUCACGGUUUGUUUAUUAAAGUUAAAGUAAAGGAUUAUCUUUUCGACGGAUUGAAACUAUGCGAAAAUGGGGGAAAACAAGGAGGUUUUCUUGCUGGAAUGGUUUGCAAACAAACUGUCGACAGACUAGCAGAGAACAAAAAUAUGAGAAUGGAAAAUAAUACAAUUUUAUUUGCCAAUAUGCAUUACAAAAACAACACCCAUUUAGGUAGAUUUACAGUCAAAUCCGGUAUUAAGAAGAGGGAAGAAACUGCAACAUUAACUUUAUAUGACGGACAGGACUAUAUUUCUGUUUGGACAGGAGAAAAAUCGAUUUGCAAUAGGAUUCAUGGCACCACAACAGUAUUUCCCGUUAAUAUAGAUAAAAACAUGACUUUCGAAGCAUACUCUGAAGAUAUUUGCAGAACAAUAGGAUUGGAAUACUCAGAAGAUGAAACAUUCAAAGAUCUUCUCGGAUACAAAUUUGUAGCAAAAAAUGACACUUUCAGCUCAAAGAAAGAAGACAAUUCCUGUUAUUGUACUAACAAAACGCGAUCACUGGAUGGAGAGUUCGCUUGUUUAAAGGAUGGUUUAACCGAUUUGACAACAUGUAGAGGUGCUUCUGUGUUAGUUUCUUUCCCUCAUUUGCUUUAUGGUGAUAAAGAGUAUUUGAAUGGAGUCUUUGGCUUGAAACCAGAUAAAUCAAAGCAUGAAACUUCACUCAUAUUGGAACCGGUAAGUCAAGAACUUCUCACAAUGACAAUAAAAAUAUAAAGAAUUUAUGUAGGCAUAGAAAAGCCACACAUUUUCCAAAAUAUAAAAUUUUCCA